AUGCCAAACAAAUGCUUUGUGCCUGGUUGCAGGACUGGUUACGCUUCUAAAAAAAAUGAAACUGAGAAGAUAAAACUAAUUUCAUUAUUUAAGCCUCCAGAGGAGUUAAUUGAAGUAUGGAAUAGAAAAAUGCCACGGGCAGAUAGGUAUUUAACAUCAAAAGACCGCGUAUGUGAGUUGCAUUUUCUGGCCGAUUGCAUAACGAAAGAAAAAGUUUUAAAGGGGCCUAAUGGGAAGGACAUACAAUAUAAAUUGUGUAAGCCUACAUUAGUAGCUGGAGCAGUUCCUACCAUUUUCCCAAAUUUACCGGAAUAUUUGAGUGAUAAAACCAUGAAAAGAAAGCCACCUAAACUGAGGAUUGCUUCAACAAAAAAAACUUAA
Molecule: messenger RNA, 381 nt
Organism: Macrosiphum euphorbiae (potato aphid)
Lineage: Eukaryota; Metazoa; Arthropoda; Insecta; Hemiptera; Aphididae
Source: the annotation of a GenBank genome assembly